Saccostrea cuccullata (small rock oyster) is the source of this 891-nucleotide messenger RNA. RefSeq lists its product as uncharacterized. The record is from RefSeq and is a predicted model, not a curated record. Gene Ontology annotation, molecular function: zinc ion binding; nucleic acid binding. Bases 1 to 891 code for a protein of 296 amino acids. Lineage: Eukaryota; Metazoa; Mollusca; Bivalvia; Ostreida; Ostreidae. The transcript has a single exon.
AUGGCUGACCAAGAGUUUCUUGCCGCAGUACAUGGGUUAUCUUCAAAAAUGGACAAUUUGAAUCAAAAUUUAAAAUCUAAUCAAAUUAAACAAUUUGAUGGUAAUCCUAAAGAAUUUAGGAGAUGGAUAAAAUCUAUUGAAAAAUUUGCUUUAUUAGAAAGAGUCCCGGAAGAAAAAAAUAAAUUAAUUGCUUUUAAAUCCAGUUCAGGGGCGGUUAGUGACUUUAUUCAUAGAUAUUUGACGGGGGACCCUAAUGUAACAUGGGAUGUUUUAAAGGGGGAAUUGUCUGUUCGUUUUGCGGAUAUAACAGACGCACAGCAUGCAUUUAUGUUGCUUCGUCACAUGAAGCAAGAGAAAUCUGAAAAUGUUCAGAUUUAUGCUGAACGCUUGCUUUCCCUCGCUGAACAAGCGUAUGAAGGUCAAGAAGCUGGCAGAGUUACUGAAGGUAAACUAGUUGGGUUCUUUGUUGACGGGUUGUACUCUGACCGAUUAAAAUUAAAGGUCAUGCGUGACAAUCCACGCACUAUGCAGGAAGCUAUCAAUUCUGCUAGGGCUGAACAUAACUUGCAACAGCGUUUUCAGCUACGAACCGGUCGCACAUAUUUUGUCCCUCCAAGUAACACAGGGGAACCCAUGGAAAUUGAUCAUUAUAGGCAAAGACGGGAUAAAAGAAGGGAAAAUUUUGACAGACCUAAAAUACGACAAUAUGACAAAGAUAAGGUUGCUCCAAAGAAAGUUUUUGUAAUAGAUCAAACUGCUCAGAAAAGAGAAAUUGUUUGCUGGACUUGCAAUAGAAAAGGACAUAUCAGUAGAGAUUGUCCUACGAGAAAGGUCGAGGCCAUAGAUGCCACUGUAGGUGUUGAGGAUGAACAAUGGGAAGAGUUAAACUAG